Messenger RNA from Naegleria fowleri, 1143 nucleotides. RefSeq lists its product as uncharacterized. The record is from RefSeq and is a predicted model, not a curated record. The coding region runs from base 1 to 1143 and encodes 380 amino acids. Lineage: Eukaryota; Heterolobosea; Eutetramitea; Acrasida; Naegleriidae. The transcript has a single exon.
AUGAACACAACAAACAACUCUCGAACAAGUUUAUGGCAUGUUUCAUCCUCCUCCUCGAACGGAAUUCGUUCCUUCUCUACGAAAUCUGGUAAUUGCAGCAGUAAUAGUAGUAAUGAAAGGAAACAAAGCGAAGAAGAGAACUCCCGAAACUCAUCACCAUCAUCAUGGAUUCUCAACAGAAUUAGAGGGAGUUUUCCUACCAAUAGAGAGCUCUUUCAAAUGUUUAUUACGAUUAUUGCCUUGAUAUCAGGCACAUUAUUCUUCACAUCGGAUUACUUUUUAAAUUUACUUGUUCAAUCCUCAAUGAGGCUGUUGGAAUGGGACAAGUACUUGAGUUAUGAGUCAAUAAGUGGAUGUUUUUUCUGUGGAUCAAUGAAAAUUCAUAAUCUUUCUGUGAAAGAUUUUCAAGUGACACCUCACCAUGUAGUGAAUGGAAAAGUGGAGAAUCUGUAUAUUGUUAUUCCAUGGUAUUUAAUUGCAAAGGAAUGUGUUAUCAAAUAUUUCAAGCCAAAUAGACCUACAUAUUUAUAUAUUCCAAGAUUUGUUGCCAUUGGAGGUGAUAUACACUUUAAAAAUCAUGAGGAGCAAAAUGAUAUCAAUGUACUACCCCAGAAUCUUGGGUUUGACACUCUUGUCAUGGAGGGAAUUGGUGUAUUUGACAUGAACAUCAACAUGAAUGAUUCUGCUGACCAUGUAUUUGUGGACAGAUUUGAAGUGUUUCACACAUUGUCGUUUCACAAAUCUGGAUCAACAAAUUUCUAUCCCUUUGCAGUAUUUUCUAAGGGUAAAUUCACUGUCAACCAAGACAACAUCAUUCAUGUGAAUAUAUAUCAUGAUGAUACCUCUAAAAGCUUUGAAAACUCAGGCAGUGAUGACUAUUGGACUUGGAGACAUGAAAAUACUCCCCAAUUAUGCUCUCAAUGGACCAUUACAAACUCUGACAAUUCUUUUGUAGUGUUGUGUAAAUAUCACGAUAAGUCCAUUCAAAUUCAAACACAUCUCAACAAUGACGACACCAUUGUUCACUCUCUAUCAAUUCCUCACCAACACUUUACAUUCCACAAGUCGUAUCAAUUUAUUUCACCGUACCUCAAGAGAAACAACAACAACACUAAGACUUUUUUCACAGCUGCCUCAAAUUAA